AUGUCCAAAGAAAAGUACCCAACACUCUCCGACUCUAGCAUGGUGACUGAAUUCAUGCUUCUGGGAUUUUCAGGUGUGCUGGAGCUCAGAGCCUCGCACGCCGUGCUGUUCCUACUGAUAUACUUGGCGACCCUCACGGGGAACCUUCUGAUCGUCACGGUCACCACCUUUGACCAUCUUCACACUCCCAUGUACUUCUUCCCCAGGAAUCUGUCUAUCCUGGACAUGUACUACAUUUCUGUCACUGUGCCCAAGGCGUGUGUCAUCUUCCUGCUGGAUAGUGCGAUGAUCUCCGUAGCUGGAUGUGCAGCUCAGAUCUUCUUGGUGCUUGUCUUCGCUUUACCAGAGCUGCUGUUUCUCACCGUCAUGGCCCGGGACCACUAUGUGGCCGUCUGCCUGCCCCUCUCCUACCCUGCAGUCAUGAGCCCUCAGGUCUGUGUCCAGAUGAACCUGGCCUCCAUCCUCAGUGCUGUGGUCAACUCAGGGUUCCACACUGGCAACACAUUCUGGCCGUCCUUCUGUCAGUCCAACGUGGUCCACCAGUUCUUCUGUGACACCCCCUCCCUGCUGAGGCUCUCCUGCUCUGACACCUUCAGCAAUGAAAUCGCCAUUUUUGUCUGUUCUGUGGGGAUUGCAGGUGGCUGCUUUGCCUUCAUCGCUGUGUCUUAUGUUUACAUAUUUGCUACUGUGCUCAGGGCUCCAACCGGAAGAGAGAGAGGAAAGGCCUUUUCCACCUGUGUCCCUCACACCCUUGUGUUAACAGUGUCUGUCAGCUCAGCCGCUGCCGUGCAUGUGAAGCCAAGCUCCACCCCGCCCACAAUUCAGGACACGGUCACAUCCAUGCUCUACAGUAUAGUCCCUCCCCUCUCGAACCCUGUUAUUUAUAGUCUAGGAAAUCAGCAGAUAAAGGAGGCUGUACAGAGAACUAUGAGGUUUUAUUAA
Molecule: messenger RNA, 942 nt
Organism: Manis javanica (Malayan pangolin)
Lineage: Eukaryota; Metazoa; Chordata; Mammalia; Pholidota; Manidae
Product: olfactory receptor 14C36-like
Biological process (GO): G protein-coupled receptor signaling pathway
Cellular component (GO): membrane
Molecular function (GO): olfactory receptor activity; G protein-coupled receptor activity
Source: RefSeq, a predicted model, not a curated record